UAACUACAUAACUACAGUUGCAGAGCUACGACUCUACAUAUUAAAUACUGUACCCUGUACCUACAAUACUUUUUAACAACAACACUUUGUCCACACUGACUCGAUAAAAACAUAAUUGGACAAUGAGAUGAGUCUUGGAUUUCUCUGAGCUCAGUGACGUCUAGACACUUCUAUUAGAAUUCCCAUCCGUUAUCUAGGUGCCUACUAGCUAGGUAGCUAAAUUGUCUAGGUGCUAAAUUAUAGACGAGCUUCGCUAUUAUCGAAUCUCAGCUUCUGCGACAACGACUACGACAACAACGACGACGAGAAACCCAACUUAUCGCCCUCGAACCACGUAUCGCCCCGUGCAGGCGAUAAUGAGCCGAGAUGAUCAGAGCAAUAUCACAAUGGAGUCAGCAUUUGCGCCCGAAUCAAAUAGUUUGGGUCAACCGCUUCGCCAGAGCGCAACAGAGAAUGCGGCCAUGAACUCCGAUACCCAGACGGCUAACACGCAAUACCGAAGCCGGCCAGUAGCAGUAGCUGUCGACCCGGUGUCUUUGGUCAUAUCAGAAUGCAUAACCGUCACCUCUGCUAUGCGAAAGCAUGCCCGGUGGGCGGGCUCUUCGGUGUCUUCUAUACUUGGCGGCAACCCAAAUCCCAUUCAACUUGGCCCUCCUAGUCCCCUCAUGCGGCCAGGAAGCAAAGGAUCUACAGCUAGCUUGGGGUUGGAUGGAGGGCAAGAUAUCGGAGUCGCAAACCGAUGGGGUCUGCGAGGGAAGAAGGGCAAGAGCAUGCAGGAUAAUCCCCUGAUGGCUGGGUUUGGCCGUCUUCGCCACGAACUAUCGAGUUGCAAAAAUAUCCACGAUUUUGAUGCCCCGGCCCUCCUCAACCCGUUUCUCCAAGUGAUCCAGGCUUCGUCUACCUCCGCACCUAUAACUAUUCUCGCUUUGAAGGCGAUUCGGAAGUUCUUAUCUUAUGGAUUCAUCAGCCCCGAUUCACCACGAUUUCCGCUCGCUAUGCAAUCUCUAUCGACAGCGAUAACACACUGCCGCUUCGAGGCCAGUGAUUCUGCCCAGGAUGAAGUUGUUCUGCUCAUGAUUUUACAUCUCAUGGAGGAUAUGCUUUCCGGCCCAGGAGGUGCGCUGUUAAGCGACGAAAGCGUCUGCGAAAUGAUGGAAACCGGCUUGACAAUGUGCUGCCAGUCGCGAUUAUCCGAGCUUCUCCGGAGAACGGCCGAAGCGGCGAUGGUCCGUAUGUGUCAGAUCAUCUUCGAGCAUCUUAAGCAUCUAGAGGUUGAAGCCGGCGACGAUUUAGAGGCCUUAGAUAACCAGGCAAGCGGAGAUAUGGAAGGGGUAAAAAUGGUUCCAUCGACCAAUGGCAAUGACGUUAUUGCGUCUUCCGAUGCUCCUAUCGCUGAUGAACCUCGAGAUUCGUCUGGAUCCGAGAAUGUUAUCCGCGACGUUGAAGAGAACGAGAAGUCUGCAAGAGAAUCGUUGGAGUCAGACGAGUCCGUGGAUAUCAGACCGUAUUCGUUGCCCUCCAUGAAAGAACUUUUCAGAGUUCUUGUAGACCUCCUAGAUCCACACGAUAGGCAACAAGGUGAUACGAUGCGGGUCAUGGCAUUACGUAUUAUUCACGUCGCUUUAGAAGUUGCUGGGCCAUCCAUUGCAAGACAUCCGGCGUUAGCUGUAGUCGCCGAGGAUCGGCUAUGUCGACAUCUGUUCCAACUUGUCCGAUCUGACAAUAUGGCUAUUCUCCAAGAAUCGCUUAUUGUUGCCGGAACAUUACUGGAGACCUGCCGAGGAGUAUUAAAAUUGCAGCAGGAACUCUUCCUGUCUUAUCUCAUCGUAUGCUUGCACCCACCGGUCGAAAUACCGCGCGAGCCUAACAUAGAUCCUUCACUUUAUGAUGGUAUUCCACAACGGCCAAGUGGUGUGAAGCCUCCACCGUCGCAACCUGGUAGUGGUAGAUCUACCCCGGUCCCCGUAAAGGACCGACAAAAACUAGGUAUGGAAGGAGGUGCACGUAAGCCGGACGCUCGCCAGGCCAUGGUGGAGAGUGUCGGUGCUUUGACUCGAAUCCCCACUUUCUUGGUUGAGCUGUUUGUGAAUUAUGACUCCGAUGCGAAUCGUGGCAAUCUGUGCGAAGACAUGCUUGGUCUACUUUCGAGGAGCGCUCUUCCAGAUUCAGCUACCUGGAGCACAACAAGCGUGCCUCCUCUAUGCUUGGAUGCAUUACUCGGUUUCGUCCAGUCCAUAGCAGAUCGCCUCGAUGAUGAGCCGGUCGUAGAUGGAUUACCAGAUCAACUAGCUCUCCGAGAAGAGAGGCGAAGGAAGAAAAUGAUUGUUAAGGGCGCAACAAAAUUCAACGAGAAACCAAAAGAUGGCCUAGGAUACCUUAAAGAGCAAGGAGUUAUCAGCAAUGAUCCCGUAUCAGCCGCCAAGUUCCUUAGAACUGCAUCUCGUAUUUCUAAGGCAGUCCUUGGCGACUUCUUAUCUAAAAAGGGGAACGAUGAAUAUCUCGAGGCUUUUCUAGACUUGUUCGACUUCGCGGGCAAGCGGGUCGAUGAAGCAGUUCGGCUUCUUCUCGAGAGCUUCCGGCUUCCUGGCGAGUCCGCGCUUAUCGAGCGAAUAGUGACUGCCUUCGCCAAGAAGUAUUUCGCAACCUCAGGCUCAGACGUUAUUGAGAGUGAGGAUGCUGUGUUCAUCCUUACGUAUGCUAUCAUCAUGCUUAAUGUCGACCAACACAGUCCCAAGCUUAAGGGAAAGAAGCGUAUGGAAUUAGUAGACUUUGCGCGAAACUUGCGUGGUGUCAAUGGCACCAAGGAUUUCCCUCCUGAAUUCCUCGAAAUGACCUUUGAGGCAAUCAAGUCAAACGAGAUCAUCCUUCCUGACGAACAUGACAACCAACAGGCAUUCGAUUAUGCAUGGCGAGAGCUACUCCUAAAAACUGAAGCUGCGGGACCGUUGGUGAUUUGCGAUACUAACAUCUACGAUGCUGACAUGUUCGCAACCACGUGGAAACCAAUCGUCUCAACCUUAUCAUAUGUGUUCAUGUCAGCAACCGACGACGCAGUAUUUUCCCGGGUUGUCACUGGUUUCGACCAAUGUGCUCAGAUUGCCUCGAGAUAUGGCAUUAAGGAAGCACUGGAUCGUAUUAUCCAGAACCUCAGUUAUAUGACAACAUUAGAUUCUGAUGAUUUGUCAAACACCGCCCUAAACACAGAAGUAAAGGUAGCAGAUGACAGCGAUAGCGUGAUGGUCAGUGAACUUUCCGUUAAGCUCGGAAGAGACUUCAAGGCGCAACUCGCAACUCUCGUACUAUUCCGUGUUGUAAAAGGAAGCGAACACAUCAUCCGACAUGGUUGGCAACAGAUUAUCCGAAUCUGGUUGAAACUCUUCGUCAACUCCCUUAUUCCUUCGUUUAACAAUGACCCUGAGAAACUUAAGCUCCCUAAAAUUCCACUCCAUACACCGUCACAGGUCAUUGACCGAGCAGCAAAAACCGCCGAAUCUGGGUUAUUCUCAGCACUGUCUUCAUAUAUAUCUAGCUAUGCAGCGGACGAUCCGCCAGAGCCUUCGGCCGAGGAAGUUGAGAGUUCGCUCAGCACGGCAGAUUGCAUUAAAGCUUGUGACUUGGAAAAUGUCUUCACAAACAUAUCAAUCCUUCCAGCUGAGUCCCUGUCGACGCUCAUUGAAGCACUACUCAAUGAAUUGCCCGACGAUGAAAGCUCAGCUGUGCCCGUCAUAACGGUGAAGCCGGAAAGCUUGCCUUCAUCACCUUCCAGCGGGUCUAAGCCACCGUCUCGAAAACAUACUUACGAUCCUGCGGUGGUGUACAUUUUGGAAUUUUGCACUGUUCUUGCUCUAAGGGACGAGAAGACGGUUGAGUUGCUUGGGAAAUCAGUUGCGGAAGCUCUUCAAAUGAUUCUGCGUGAUUCUGCCCAGCACCAUCCUAUCCUUGUUUCUCGAGCGGCAUACUAUCAAUUCAGUGUAUUGAAAGAGAGCUAUGAUCACGAUUUUGUACGACCGCCAGUGCUUUUGCACGCCAUAUCGAGUUUCCCGAAAGAUGUCCUUGCCAAGACGUCGCAGUUUGUGUUGCAAGGGUUGAAGCUUUGUAUCGAUCAGCCGGGACCGCUACGAAGCGAGAUCAUGACUUCACCCGAUUUUUGGGUUAUUCUCCGUACCCUUGCCGGCAAUUCGAAUGCCUCCCCAACUGUCUUCGAGAUUCUUGAGGGUGGAGUGUCCGGCUUUCCGUCGGCAAUCAUCGCGGAUAACUACGAAGCUGCUAUUGCCCUGCUCAACGAAUAUGCCACAGCCGCUAAGGUCGGUGCACUGGUUGAGCAGAAGGGUGAGAGGAGGCAGAGAAAUGUCCGACCACCUAAGAAGGAGGCCCCAAGUGAAAAUGCCGUAGUCUUGCGCGGCGUAAAAGCGGUCAAUCUUAUUUCUAGCAUGACAGCUCGCAUUCCUCAUCUCAUGAAACAGUCACAUCUAGAAAAUAAUGAAGCUUGGUCAGCGUACUGGCUACCCAUUUUCCAAGCUCUGACGACACAAUGCACCAACCCCUGUCGCGAAGUGCGAUCACUGGCUUUCUCAUCUCUACAACGAUCUCUGCUGUCUCCAGAAUUGACCUGUAGCGACCACAAGGAAUGGACGGCUAUAUUUGGUGAGGUUUUGUUCCCUUUGAUUCUACGGCUGUUGAAGCCAGAGGUUUAUUCAUCGGACCGAGACGGGAUGAGCGAAACUAGAGUGCAGGCGGCAUCACUUCUUUGCAAAACAUUCUUACAGUAUCUUGUCCUACUCUCAAAGUGGGAUGGUAUGCUGGAUCUCUGGUUGCAAAUCAUCGAUAUCAUGGACCGACUUAUGAAUAGUGGUCAAGGCGAUAGCUUGGAGGAGGCUGUGCCAGAAAAUCUCAAAAAUGUACUCCUAUUCAUGGCGAGUAGCGGAUAUCUCGUUCCGCCAACUAAGGACCCCCAACAGGAAAAGCUCUGGGUGGAAACGUGGAAGCGGAUAGAUCGUUUCUUACCAGAUUUGCGUGGUGAACUGGCGCUAGAAGAACCUGAACAAGAGGAAGCACCCCCGAAAGAGCAGAAGCCACCACAAGAAGAGCCGCCAGCCUCGGAGCAAACUGAAGAUAGACCUAGUAAUAGAGGCGAAGAAGAAGUUGCCGCGGCUUGAGUAGUAGGUGGGUACGCAAUAAUAAAUAAAAUAGCAUGUAGGGACACGGGUGUUAUUAUGAUGACAGUUAUAGAAGGGGUUUCGGUGUACGUACUGUGUAAUUAUUGGUGCAGCAAGUGUAGUAAGGAUGUAAGGACGUGGUGAGAACGCGAUGGAUUGUAUAAUUCAGUCUUAUGUAACUACCAAGUCCGUAUACCAGGGGUUAUGCAGACUUGUUUAAAUGCAGGGGCUAUGCAACUGUACUACGCUAGGUUAGUAGGUAGCAGUUUAGUUAAUCUUCUAUCGAUAAAGAGCCAAAUAGUUGACUUGGCGCUAA
Messenger RNA from Hypoxylon fragiforme, 5472 nucleotides. RefSeq lists its product as uncharacterized. Gene Ontology annotation, molecular function: guanyl-nucleotide exchange factor activity. The coding region runs from base 357 to 5156 and encodes 1599 amino acids. Lineage: Eukaryota; Fungi; Ascomycota; Sordariomycetes; Xylariales; Hypoxylaceae. The transcript is spliced from 8 exons. Gene Ontology annotation, biological process: regulation of ARF protein signal transduction. The record is from RefSeq and is a predicted model, not a curated record.